Molecule: messenger RNA, 2241 nt
Organism: Phlebotomus papatasi
Lineage: Eukaryota; Metazoa; Arthropoda; Insecta; Diptera; Psychodidae
Product: proton-coupled zinc antiporter SLC30A2-like
Exons: 8
Coding region: 655-2154 (499 amino acids)
Biological process (GO): zinc ion transmembrane transport; response to zinc ion
Cellular component (GO): plasma membrane
Molecular function (GO): zinc ion transmembrane transporter activity
Source: RefSeq, a predicted model, not a curated record
UCUCUCAUUUGUGCCAUUGAAUUCAAACACUAGACACCUUUUCCAGAAGCACUGACAAGUGAUAAAAAAAUAUCUUUAGAACCUAAACUUGAGAGUAGACCUGCCUUUGUCACAGUUUCUGGGCAAAUAUUCACCUGUUUUGUGUGCUAAUCGUUCUUGAAAAAGGACAGAUGUACUAAAUUAGUGAUAGUGCUCAGUGAUAUAAGCAGUGGUUCUAGAAGAUUGUGACUCUAAUUGGGCAGUGUCUUGUAGUGAAAAUGUUUAGGUGAUGCUGGAUAUUCAGCUGCUGGGCUGAAGUUGUAACGACUUACAAAGAAAGUCAACAAAACGUGACGCUUUUUACCUGUUUUACAGUAACCUAUGGAUGUUUUACUUCUGACGAGUCUGACAAUUAGUGCAUUGGGUACGAGACACUUUUCCAGUAUUUAUAAAAAAUGUGCGAAGUGGCUGGUGCUCGUGUAGAAUUUAUCUCAGAGAGAGACUCGAGUGAUAAUCGCGUUGUGGACUGAUAAGGAGUUGGUGAAGUUCGAGGAAAACAUUUGUUAAUAAGCAAUUUGAAACAUACAGAUAAGAUUCCGUCAAUCGUGCUAGUAGAAAUUUGACUGUGAUCAAUGCAAGGAGAACAAUUGGAGGAAUAGCAAUCACGUGGACACCAUGGCAGAUUAUAUCAGAGUGUCCAACGAGGACUCUAGUACUCCAGUAUUUGUUGCCGAUGAUCGUUCUCCGGAUGACGAACCACUCCUUACUGACAAUGGCAAAGACAGUCAUAGGGAGGAUAGUCACAAGUGCCUCUAUGGCCAGAGAGGAUUCAGACAUCCCACAGUGGAUUUACAGAGCCUCAGAGCCAGGAAACAACUUCUUAUAGCGACAAUAAUUUGUUCGUUUUUUAUGGUUGCAGAGCUUUUUGGUGGAUACUUAGCUGGCAGUUUAGCUGUAAUUACGGAUGCUGCCCACUUGCUCUCAGACUGCAUUAGCUUCAUCAUUGCUCUCUUGGCAAUUUGGCUGGGAAAACGUCCUGCAGAUGAACACAUGUCCUUCGGCUAUAAAAGAGUCGAAGUGGCGGGAGCAGUCCUGUCCAUCCUAGGUAUCUGGGCACUGACAGGUGUACUAAUCUACUUAGCAAUAAUUCGCCUCAUCAACUGGGACUUUGACAUAGAUGCUGACACCAUGAUCAUCAUCUCUUCCGUCGGUGUGGCCUUCAAUGUUGCAAUGGCAAUCGUGUUGCAUGGAUCUUGCGCCAGUGUCCUCCACGCCCAUUCCCACACCCACGACAACUGUGAUAGUGACCACACCAAAAAGACUCUGGCGGAAGCGCCUCGAGGCAAUUUCGACGUCGCUCUGCCCAAUCCAUUAAGUCUGCACAGUACCUCCUUCCUGACGACGCAUAGUCGCCAUAAUUCCUUCAGCAAGGCCAGUGGAUGCAAUGGAAGCAUCAAUCAUGAGGAUGUGAUAGACAUGCAAGCCACAGACGCCCAUAGGGGAAGCCAUGAACUAACCCUGGGAAGGCUUUCUCCUGACAAUAGAACAAGUCCUCUUAACUGCCGUCAAACUGAGGACUACACAAUAUUAGAACCAAAUGGAUCAGUCCAUCAGGGAUUAGAAGAAAUUGACGUUACUCUCAAGGAAGAGGAAAACUUUAGUAAUAGGAAAAAAUCCAAAAACAUCAAUGUCAGAGCAGCAAUGAUUCAUAUCAUCGGGGACUUUAUUCAAAGCAUAGGGGUUCUUAUUGCUGCUAUAAUUAUCAAAAUUUUUCCCAGUGCUAAGGUCGCUGACCCCAUUUGCACCUUCAUCUUCUCAAUCAUCGUUAUGUUUACCACAUUUCACAUCAUUCGAGAUGCUGUGCUGGUUCUUCUGGAUGCUGUCCCUAAAAACUUUAGUCUAACGAGGCUAGAAUGCGAAAUAUUCUGCCUAGAAGGGGUCAAGUCAGUCCAUCACUUGAAUGUAUGGAGCAUCAGCAUGGAUUGGCACGUGAUGUCAGUUCAUCUUGUGAUCGAUCACCAAGCGGACAGUGACAAAGUCCUCAAGUCAGUUACUUCCCUUGCGAAGAAUUCCUUCAACAUUCAACACAUCACUUGCCAGAUCGAACGAACUCCUGGCAUCCUGGAGUCAAGAUCCCACAAUCACAUUGAAAAUGGACCCGAUGUGACGUUAUAGUAUUCAAAUACCUCAUUAUUUCUCCUUAAGAGUUCUUUUAUUGUACAUAUCGAGUGCUUGAAUAAUAGACUUGUACGAGAUUCUUUA